GCUCGCUUUCUCAGCCAGAGUUCAAAUUCACAAGCGGGGAAAUAAGGUUAGCAAGCUGGGCUCCGUAAAACAUUACUAACAUGGAAUUUGACGGGAGCCUCUUAAUGCAAUUUAUCGCCGAUGUAAAGCUGGCAAGAGAGACGGAACACAAACAGCGGAUGAGUCUCCAUUGUCAGCAGUGCAACACUGUUUUGGGGGACUCCCUCGGCGUCUGUGGGGAGAUCAAAUGCAUGGACUCUAUCAUGUGUCUAAGAGUAACCAAUGAUGUGGUCAUCAGUGAUCCAAUUGAGUCAAGACAUAAAGGGGAAAUGGCUAAUUGCAUCUACAGUCCUCUAAAAUGCCGCGGCUGCAAAGCUGCUGUGGGGAAAGUUAUUCACUCGGCCCCUCCGCGUUUGGCCGUGGUUCGCUCCAUCUUUCUCCUCAACAAAGCAAACAUCAGUUGUUACAUCCUCAACAGCAGCUCUAUGGUGAAGGCGUCGACGCUCACAUUUGAUCUUAAGCCUGUCAGAGAAAGCAUUAAUGAGGUGAGACAACAGUUUGAAGUGAUGUUGGAUCAGAUGUCCCACAUCAAGAGCAGACUGGCCAAUCAGAGUGGAACAAGUCAAUAGUGUGCACAAGUGAUCAAGUCUGAACCAAGUCCUGGGUUUAGGGAGCAUGUGUUCUCCAACCCCUCUGCUGGACUAGUUUGUGUUGUAAAUUAUUGUUAAUUAGUCAUCUGUAUAUAAACAAGAUAUGAGAUACUGGCUUUUUUAAAGAUGUGAUGAGAUCUGUUUUGGGAUUGC
Chelmon rostratus (copperband butterflyfish) is the source of this 782-nucleotide messenger RNA. RefSeq names its product opa interacting protein 5 (gene oip5). The transcript has 5 exons. The record is from RefSeq and is a predicted model, not a curated record. Lineage: Eukaryota; Metazoa; Chordata; Actinopteri; Chaetodontiformes; Chaetodontidae. Gene Ontology annotation, cellular component: nucleus; chromatin; chromosome, centromeric region. Gene Ontology annotation, biological process: CENP-A containing chromatin assembly; chromosome segregation. The coding region runs from base 81 to 608 and encodes 175 amino acids.